Molecule: messenger RNA, 396 nt
Organism: Python bivittatus (Burmese python)
Lineage: Eukaryota; Metazoa; Chordata; Lepidosauria; Squamata; Pythonidae
Gene: SPMIP10
Product: sperm microtubule inner protein 10
Source: RefSeq, a predicted model, not a curated record
AUGAGCAGCCCCAAAACUGACCCCCCUGAGGGGUCUAAAACCAAUGUGAUUUCCAAGGGAGUCAAUACAGACCUAAGAGGGUUUAUUCACUGCCAUUUACCAAAAUUUUCAUGCAAACAUGGGAUGAUUCCAAAACUGUACGUGAUGCCUUGGAAACAAGAUAUGAAGUACCGAACAUUACAUUUGCAGCAUGCUGACCAGAUCGAACUGUAUAGUGGUGCCCUUGAAGAUACCCUGUUUCUGGACAAAAGUGAGAGGCAUUGCCAUGGGGAAGACCGGAAGAAACUUCUGCAGAAAGUUCCAUAUCAAGCAACUGUUGUGGAUAUUCCAAUUUAUUCUCACCUGUCAAGAUACCACAAGUCCAUGGUAGCUUAUGGCUUCAGAAUCAAAAUCUGA